Cornus florida is the source of this 465-nucleotide messenger RNA. RefSeq lists its product as uncharacterized. The coding region runs from base 1 to 465 and encodes 154 amino acids. Lineage: Eukaryota; Viridiplantae; Streptophyta; Magnoliopsida; Cornales; Cornaceae. The transcript has a single exon. The record is from RefSeq and is a predicted model, not a curated record.
AUGGAUAUGUGGAACCAUAUAAGAGGAAUAAUUCAAUUUUAUGACGAUGAGGAGGACAAUGAGAGUGUCUUAAUAUUUGCUACUCUUUUAGAAGAGCAGAACUUCUAUCAAAAGAGGCGUUGUAGGGAUUCCAUUUUACGAGGGGAAACGUAUGUUAUGGAGAUUUUAAACGGCCACAGAGAAAGAUGUUAUGAAAAUUUUAUGAUGUACCAUGAAGUUUUUAGAACAUUGUGUGGUACCCUGAAAGGUAUAGGGCUGAAAGAUUCUAAAUUUUUAACUGUUUAUGAACAAGUGGCAAUCUUUUUGCUCACUUUAUCUCAUAAUCAAAGGAAUCGUGUUGUAGCUGAGAGAUUUCAACACUCCACUGAAACCAUUUCCAGACACUUCCAUGCUGUGUUACAUGCAGUAUGUCAGUUGGGCACCCAUAUCAUUGCCCCUCCUGAUUUUUUUUGUGAUUCUGAAUAA